Spizellomyces punctatus DAOM BR117 is the source of this 2582-nucleotide messenger RNA. Its product is annotated as FCP1-like phosphatase, phosphatase domain-containing protein, variant. The transcript is spliced from 12 exons. Lineage: Eukaryota; Fungi; Chytridiomycota; Chytridiomycetes; Spizellomycetales; Spizellomycetaceae. Gene Ontology annotation, cellular component: nucleus. Gene Ontology annotation, molecular function: RNA polymerase II CTD heptapeptide repeat phosphatase activity. The record is from RefSeq and is a predicted model, not a curated record. Bases 95 to 1714 code for a protein of 539 amino acids.
AAAAGGGCGAUGACUCACACGACCUAAUGCCCAUAAUCACCAAAAGGAAGGCUCCAGAUCAACAAACACGUUUGCCAUCUACAACUCGUAUGCAAUGGAGUCCCGUCAACACGUAGUGUUGCCUCCAGACCGGUAUCCAGUCACAAUCAUCACUCUACGCGUCGAUGCAGGGCAAAAUGUCCAGAAGGAUGAUGUCCUGGGUAUUUAUGAAUACCAAGGUACAGUCAUGGUCAAGGAUCGCGAAUCUCAACAGGAAAGGCCGGUGCAGAAAAGAGUGAAAGAGGAAUUGCGAUCACAGUGGACAGGCAGAAUCGAUAAAGUAGCCGUGCAACCAGGGCAGACGGUGACAGAUCCACGGGAACCAUUAGCGAUAGUUGUGGAGCCAUGCGGACAUCUCAUUCAAGUCCGUGGAAUUUGCGCAACAUGCGGAAAGGACUUGAGCAUAGGCGACUACAUGGGAAAUGAUAUGACCCGAGCGACAAUCAAUAUGGCGCACGAUGCUCUUGGAGUUACAGUCAGUCGUGAUGUAGCCGAAAAACUUGACAAGGAUACAUCAGAGCGUUUGCUGAAGGAACGAAAGCUGACCCUUAUCCUCGAUCUUGACCAAACCGUCGUCCACGCAACCGUGGACUCUACUGUAAGAGAAUGGAAAGCCGAUCCAUCAAAUCCUAAUUACCCAUUCUUACAGGACGUACACGUAUUUGGCAUACCGCACUAUCAGACGCACUACGUUAAGCUACGACCAGGCACCCGGGAAUUUCUUGCCGAUAUGAAUAAAAUUUUUGAAAUGCAUAUUUACACUAUGGGAUCUCGUGCCUACGCGAACAAAAUAGCUGAAAUUAUCGAUCCUGACCGUACUUUAUUUAAGAAUCGCAUCCUCUCGCGCGAUGAAAAUCUCAGCCGCUCGUUCAAGAGCAUCCAAAGACUCUUCCCUAGCGAUCAGUCCAUGGUUGUGGUUCUGGACGAUCGCUCCGAUGUGUGGCACUGGUCCCCUAACUUAUACAAAAUCCUACCAUUUACAUUUUUUGUGGGCACGGGAGAUAUCAAUGCGCUCCCGACAGAUCCACCGCCAGCGCAGCGAAGGCCCUCAUUAAAUGCUGGAGGUCUCAACUCAGGUCCUGAUGAAAAGAGCGAUGAGGUGGAGGAAGUAGAAGAAUCUCAAGAGGUCCUGGCUCAGCUGGAAGAUGCCCAACACCAUGCACUUGAGGAAUUGGAAAAGAAUCGGCCCUUACAAAAGUUAAGCGAGGAGACGGAAAAGGAUGAAGAGACGGAGCCGAUGAAUAUUGAUGAAUCGCGAGCUGGUGCGGAGCAAGCCACUCCCACAUCUGUGACUCAACCUCCAGCGGACCAUCAAGGGCAGAGUCCCAGAACGCAACGACGGCGACCUGUGCUUUCCGAAAACGAUCGUGAACUCGACAGGGUGAAGCAAGUGCUGCUAGACGUCCACAAGAUGUUCUAUGAUGUGCAGGAUAAAGAGCAUGCGGCACCGGACGUGCGUAAGAUAAUGUCACAGGCAAAAUCAGAAGUAUUACAAGGGGUGAAGGUUGUCUUCAGUCUUGUCUUUCCAACAAAUGUGGACCCAUCCACGCAGGAUUUAUGGCUUGGGGCCGAGCAUUUUGGAGCGAGAUGUUCCUUGGAACUUACAGAUGAUGUUACGCAUGUCGUAACUGUUGAGGAUUGUAGCAAACUGAUGGUAGUAGAAGCGACAAAGUGAAGCGGGCGCGUCAAAUGCCGGGAGUGUUCGUAGUGAAGCCAGAAUGGCUAGUACAUUCUAUCAGUCGCUGGGAACGCCAGAAAGAAGCAGGGUACCUUUUGGAGAAAGUCUGCAGGGGUCCACCCCCUUCCAUCGAAACCGCGGGAAUGUCCGAGUUGGAUGAAGAUGAUGAGGCAAUAUUGUCAGGCCGAUGGGAACAUGAAAACGACAUAUACCUGAAACUAGGCCAUGACGAUAUUGAAGCCAUGAACAGGGAGAUCGAGGACGCAUUGGCGGAUGAUUCUACAGAAGAGGGUGAUGGUGACGCUAGCCAACAGUCUGAUUUCGACCUGGACGCGGCGUUAGAUGCCGAAUUUGACGCGUUAUUGGAGGAAGAUGAUACGCAGGAGAGCGUGAAGAAGCGAACAUCCGACGAAGCAGGACUGAACCGACUCCGGGAACCAACAUCUCCACCAAGUCCGUCGUCUCUUCCACCGACGAAAAAAACGAGAACGGACGACGCAGAUAUCAUAAAAUAAUCUUCCCAGUGAUGGCUGCGCUUUAAUGGGGCAUCGAUGAAAUGGUCGGGUCAUACAACGAUGAAUGAUGCCAGCCGUUGUGGAUGGAUGGAGAUCGGAAACGGUUUUGAUCACCGUGGUGUGACUGUACAGUUGUAUAUUGCUUAAUUUGAUGGGCGGGUGACGCCUGUAUACCAAUGGAGCGUCCUGCGGACACUUUAGAGAUUGCCGCUCUGGCUGAAUGAAUGUAAUAGCGGUCGAUAGUGAUGCUGUCAGGGGGUUGACCGGUCAGGAAUGAAAACCUUGAGCGCUUCCCUCACGGCAGCUUCAUCUCCUUGAAAUUUUCCUUUGUCGUCACUCAGUUUUACGAC